This is a messenger RNA of Centruroides sculpturatus (bark scorpion), 1376 nucleotides long. RefSeq names its product alpha-N-acetylgalactosaminidase-like. The record is from RefSeq and is a predicted model, not a curated record. Gene Ontology annotation, cellular component: cytoplasm. The coding region runs from base 253 to 1011 and encodes 252 amino acids. The transcript is spliced from 7 exons. Gene Ontology annotation, biological process: oligosaccharide metabolic process; glycosylceramide catabolic process; glycoside catabolic process. NCBI's taxonomy places the organism in Eukaryota, Metazoa, Arthropoda, Arachnida, Scorpiones, Buthidae. Gene Ontology annotation, molecular function: alpha-galactosidase activity.
GUUAAAUGACACAUGUGUUUAUUUACACGUGACAUGCAAUAAUGUUCGGUUUAAUUAUUAAUAAUUAAUUUUUAUUUAGAUUAGUCACUUUGUGCAUAAAUAACGUGACAGAUGGUUUAAUCUGGAAUGUGAUAAGAUUUAUCACGAGAUUGAUUUUUAUAGAUUGAAGAUAAUUUUAAAAUAAUAUUUCCAUUUUGCAGAAGAAUUUUUAAUUAAUUUACUGUCACACGAAGGUUAUUAAGAUUAAGAAAUAUGAUUUGGCUAUUUCAAAUUUCCAUUGCUAUCCUUUGCAUUAUUCCUUUUAUUGGAUGCUUAAAUAAUGGUUUAGCUAUAACACCCCCAAUGGGAUGGUUAUCUUGGGCACGAUUUCUUUGUAAUGUUGAUUGUAAAGAAGAUCCUUAUAACUGCAUCAGUGAAUCAUUGUAUAUGGAAAUGGCUGACCGUCUUGCAUCAGAUGGCUUUAAAGAAGCUGGUUAUGAAUAUGUUAAUAUUGAUGAUUGUUGGAUGAGUAAGGAACGAGAUGCUAAUUCUCAAUUAGUAGCUGAUCCUGAUCGAUUUCCUCAUGGAAUCCAAGCUCUUGCUGAUUAUGUUCAUUCUAAAGGAUUAAAACUUGGAAUUUAUGAAGAUAUUGGCACAGAGACAUGUGGAGGGUAUCCAGGAAGUGCAGGCCAUUUUGAUAUUGAUGCUCAAACAUUUGCAAAAUGGGGAGUAGAUAUGUUAAAAUUAGAUGGUUGUUAUGCUGAUCCAAAAAGUAUGGAUAAAACUUAUCCUCAAGUAACAGCUGCUUUAAAUCAUACUGGAAGACCAAUCUUAUUUUCUUGCAGUUGGCCUGAUUAUCAACAAGCAUCAGGAAUGAGUACAGACAAAAUAAACUUUAUUAUGCCCGACACCGCUAGGCACAGUCGGGAUGAAUAUAUACAGUGUGUACAUAGAGGUGACAUGCCGAGCAGGAAAACCGACAGUGAGCGUAAAAGAAAAGAAAUCAAAAUACACGUAGAUAUAAAAUUCUGAUGUCAGGAGUCAUGCGGUAAAUAAAAGUGAGAAAAAACGUUUAUCAAUGUAUUAAUGUUCUGUUAAAGUAAAGCUUGACCAUCCUUUGAAAAAGGGAAAAGUACUUUUUACUCGACACUAAAAUUUCCAGCUUACACGGCCAAUUGAGAUUAUCUUUUUCCACGUAAAGUUUGAGCUCGUUCCUUAUGUCCUCCAGCAGUGGGCAAGACAAAAGAUAAUGCCUUACUCCAUUACGCACAUCGCAGUUUGGACAGCAGUCAGUGUCGCUGUGUAGAAACCGAUGUAAGUAUACAUUGAAUUUACCAUGUUCUGAGAGCAGCUGUGACAUCUGGUGUUGAGGGUGGACCCAUUUCAAGCUGAGGGGU